UAGACAGUCAGAUGUGCAUUGUGAGUAGCUGGCUGGUUAUCAACCUCUGUUUUUUGGUGUUUUUCCAGAGGAGGAGGGCAAGUUGGAAGGAAAAAGAAGAAUCUGUGAGGAACACAAGGCCAGAAUGGAUAUCGGAGCUCUUCAGGCUGAGCCUUCACUGGCGUGGACCUUCACACUGUCCCUGCUGGUCUCCAUCCAGCACGCACUGGGCCGCUCACACCAAUGAGCUCUAGUGUGGAUGAGCAACCAUGCUUCCCGGGUAUGGACUCUCCCCUUUUCCUGAUUUCCAGCCACACCGUCACACUCUGCACUACGGGGGAGACAGUCCCAGCAUGUGGAUGCCCGGCCCGGGCGAGUCUGCGGUGGUGAACUCCGAGGCCCAGGACGACGCACCUCUACUCCCCUCGUGUCACCGCCAGCAUGUCGCCGUGUGUCAGCAGGAGACUUUGGCCUUCAUCGAGCUUCGGCUGCCGGAAACCGCUGAACUGAACGGACACGUCUCUCCAAGGACGGACGUUGUGGACAGACAAUGCACUACGUAUGCCUCACCCAGUUUUAGACGCUCACAAAGUGAACUGUUUGACUUGCCAAAAAGCUGCAGUGGGACGACCGAUGAGGACGAAACGCUGUUAACUUCAAUCGUGGGUGAAUUAGAAAGCCAAAGCGGUCUUAGGACUUUUUUACAUGAGCAGACUGAAGGACCACAAAGUGUGACUGCAGUGUACCGUCCUCUCCAAACAUCUCUAAGUCUCCCUUUGGCCUUCCCGCUGUCCUCCCUCUACACAAACAGAGACUCCUGGGACUCUCAAAUACUUUGCUCCCCAUCCCCGCAUGAGGGUCCGAACUUUCAGAGCCUGGAAUCCUACCAGCUGCAGAGGAGAACAUCUCAAGGUUCGCUCAAAGAGAAGUCCAUCCGCCGUAAGAUGCAGGUUUAUUCUCCAGACAGCCUCAGUGACGAGUCUCUCGGCAGCCCCGUUUUGGAUGCGGACUUCAUCUUCCCCGGACCUUUCGCUUCUUUCCUGGAGGAGAACAUCAGUGGACAAUCCUCACAAGACGCCAACACAAGUCCUUCAUCACCGGACGCUUCAGGUCCAGACCUGCAGAACCUGACUCAAGAUGAUAUCUUAGAUCCACCCUCAGAACCGCUGCAGAUGUCAGAGGACUCGGUGCCUGGUGUGGACGAAGACGCAUGCAUCUCGACCGGGGUCAGCUUUGUCCCACGCAAGGGAGACCAUGAGAGACGGCGCUUCUCAGCCUCGGAGCUGAUCUCCAGACUCCAGCUGUCGCAAAGGAAGAACUCCUUCACCUUGAAGCUGGGAAAGUCCCUGUCGGCCCGUGUCACCUCCAGGGACCGACAGAGUUCUAGCAGUUUGGCCGCAGACAAUAAGUUUGUCUCAAAGCACCGCAGCUCCGGCUCCAGUGAUAGCGCCCCCCACAGUCCUGUAGGACCUGCACCGCCGCUGCCCAGCAGCGAUAAUGGAAUAUCUACGCAUUGGUGGAGCAACAAACUUGGAAUGCGAAAGAAGUCUGUGGAAGAGGAUUUGUGCACACCUCCUCCAGUUGCGUCUUCCAACCGCUUAUCGAGGUUCUUGCCAAGUUCCAUCUUGUACCAAGAGUAUAGUGACGUCGCCAUCAACAGAGAGAUCCAAAGGCAACAGGGCAAAGAACUCGGCCCAGAGGAGGAGGGUCUGAAGGACGAAGGUUCAGACGGAACGCCGUCGCCAUCGAAUCUGUCUCCAUCCAGCUCCUUUCGUUCCUCGAGAGGUUCCGCGUUCGCCCUGUGGCAAGACAUCCCGGAUGUCCGCACGAGUGGCCAGCUGGACUACUUCAGCAACGAGGAGAGGAAGUUGCAGGAGGCCAAGUUUGAGCUGGUGACGUCCGAGGCCUCGUACAUCCGAAGCUUGACGAUCGCCGUGGAUCACUUCAUGCUCUCACAGGAGCUCUCGGAAUGUCUCGGGGCUCAGGACAAGCAGUGGCUCUUCUCCAAGCUACCUGAAGUCAAAUAUGUCAGCGAGAGGUUCCUUCAGGACUUGGAGCACAGGCUGGAGGAAGACAUCCUGCGUUUUGACGUGUGCGACAUCGUCUUGGAUCACUGCCCGACUCUACGCAGGGUCUACUUACCUUAUGUGACCAACCAGGCUUACCAGGAGCAGACCUAUCAACGUCUACUGCAAGAGAACGCUCGCUUCCCUUCCAUCUUGGCUCGUCUGGAGGAGGACGGCGUGUGCCAAAGACUGCCUCUCACCUCCUUCCUCAUUCUGCCAUUCCAGAGGAUCACACGUCUUAAAAUGCUGGUGGAGAACAUCUUAAAGAGGACCAGGCCAGGUUCUCGAGACGAGGACACAGCCACCAAGGCUUUCAACGAGCUGAAAAAGAUGAUUAAAGAGUGUAACUGCAGUGUGCAGUCCAUGAAGAGGAUGGAGGAACUCAUCCAUCUCAAUAAGAAGAUCCACUUUGAGGGCAAGAUCUUUCCGCUCAUCUCUCAGUCUCGCUGGCUGGUGAAGCACGGUGAGCUCCUGGAGGUGGACACCCAGACCAUGACUAUCUCGGGGUCCAAGCUCAAGCUGCCCACCAAGCCAGUCUAUCUUCAUCUAUUUAACGACUGCCUGCUGCUGUCCAGGAGGAAAGACACAUGGAAGUUCGUGGUGUUCGUCCACGCCAAGAUAGGCGAACUGAAAGUGAAAGAUCUGAGUCGGAAGCUUCAAGGCAUCUCAGGUUUCAUCUUCCAUCUUCAGCUGUGUGAAGCCCAGCAGCUCAAACAUCAGAUCCUGCUCAAGUCGCACACGGAGAGCGGGAAGCAGCGAUGGAUCACGGCCAUGUUCCCCUCGAACCCCGUGGAGGACAUGGAGCACGCCACCGAGAACGAUGACAUUGCUCAGGUGCAGUGCAUUAGAAGCUACCAGGCGCAGGAACACGACGAGUUGACGCUGGAGAAGGCCGACAUUCUUCAUGCCAAAACCAUCACAAGUGACGGCUGGGUGGAAGGCAUCAGGCUGUCUGACGGGGAACGGGGCUGGUUCCCUAAAUCCUACGUGGAGGAGAUCACCAAUCGCAGCGCUCGCCUCCGCAACCUCCGGGAAAACAUCCGCAUCAAAUGUGUCACGCGGAAACUGGAAGGCGAGGACGAGUGAAGAGACACUAAAGCCUUUUCCGCAUUUGACUAACAUAACAAAGCUCUUAAAACUACUGCUGGUUGUCACCGGUCGUGCACCACAUGACUCAGGGAGGUUGCUGGUUGAAUGCCGACGCUGCUUCUAAAUAUGCAGAGAAUAUAAUAAAUAAAUGUUUAAGACUUCUAACAUUGGGCUGUAGCAUAAAAAGAAUGUGCUAGAAUUGUGUUUUUUGAAGUGAAACUGUACAGUUGCUGCAGCGCCAUCUGCUGGCUGUGGUUGGUCACAGCUGCGCUCAGCCUCCAACGCUUGUGUCUGCACCUUUAUUCUGAUCUGCACCAAAAUGAGCCGAUCGAUAAUCAUUGACAAGGUUUUGUGAUCGUUUGGUUGUGCACUUUUUGCCUCAUCUACCUUAAAAACAAACAAUUUAGUCGUCAUGGCUACAAUCUCGUACUCCGGAGGCUGCAAUGGAAAUAAAGGAGUUGGUGCGAGAAAUGUCAUAAAAACAAAAGAACAAAUUAAAUUAGAGAUGUCCGAUAAUAUCGGCCGAUAAAUGCUUUAAAAUGUAAUAUCGGAAAUGAUCGGUAUCGGUUUCAUAAAGUAACAUUCAUGACUUUUUAAAACGCCGCUGUGUACACGGACGUAGGGAGAAGUACAGAGCGCCAAUAAACCUUAAAGGCACUGCCUUUGCGUGCCGGCCCAGUCACAAGUGAUUGUAAGGCAUACUUGGUCAACAGCCAUACAGGUCACACUGAGGGUCUCCGUAUAAACAACUUUAACACUGUUACAAAUAUGCGCCACACUGUGAACCCACACCAAACAAGAAUGACAAACACAUUUCGGGAGAACAUCCGCACCGUAACACAACAGAACAAAUACCCAGAAACCCCCAACCCCGCCCACCUCAACCUCCUCAUGCUCUCUCAGGGAGAGCAUGUCCCAAAUUCCAAGCUGCUGUUUUGAGGCAUGUUAAAAAAAAAAAAGCACUUUGUGACUUCAAUAAUAAAUAUGGCAGUGCCAAGUUGGCAUUUUUUUCCCCAUAACUUGAGUUGAUUUAUUUUGGAAAACCUUGUUACAUUGUUUAAUGCAUCCAGCGGGGUUUCACAACAAAAUUAGGCAUAAUAAUGUGUUAAUUCCACGACUGUAUGUAUCGGUAUCGGUUGAUAUCAGUAUCGGUAAUUAAGAGUUGGACAAUAUCGGAAUAUCGGAUAUCGGCAAAAAAGCCAUUAUCGGACAUCUCUAAAUUAAAUCCAUGGCAACACUUAUCAUUAGGUCUUUUUAUGAAUGUGUGUAUUGCAACAAUACACCAAUGCAGUAAAUGUUUUUGAAUGUACAUAUUCAAAUAUGUAUUUAAAAGGUUUAAUUUACAAAAUGUUGACACUGCAGCUGAAUUGUUCUGUCCAAAAAACUCAAAAAUGUGUUUGUUUUUUUACAUUUCUAUCCGAAAAUAUAGAUAAAAAAAUUCCUAAACUGUACAAAAAAAAUGAAUAUUUUGGAGAUACAGUAGAUGAUUUUUGGUAUGCAUUCCAGAUUCAGGAUUUUAUUGAGACCUUGUUCAUAUCCCCUGCAUAAAUAUCUCUAAAUGAUAAAUGACGAUUUAAUAUUUUAAGCCCUUCUUUGCUUCUUCUUCUUCUUGUAAAUUAAUUUAUUCUCAUUGAGCUGUCUUGUUGUCUCUCCAAGAAGAUGCUGAUGUAACUUCUACACUGUAGUUAAUGCAUUAACUGUAAUUUAUGUUGAACAAUCAAUUAGAGUCAAAAUAUUUGCAUACAGUACAUCGGGUGUUCAAAUGUCUUCCAGCCAGGGCUGCAGUGCAUACAGAAAUUGUUUCAAUACAUUUUGUACCAGUUAAAACCAAGCUAAAAGGUUAAUAUAUGCUAAGAUUUCCCAGUAGAAAAUUAAUAUUGCAUCUAAAACAUCUCAUCAAUAAUGAAAUGUACUUUAUCUUCCAAAAUGUUAAUGACAAAAUGGCCAAAAAUGGCCCCGGGUUGCACUUUGGACACCCCUGAAGUUUUUUUUUUUGUUUUUUUUUGCAUUACGCUGAUGAGUGCAAAUGCUGUAAAGGACUUCAUGUCUGCACACU
Entelurus aequoreus (snake pipefish) is the source of this 5190-nucleotide messenger RNA. It is a transcript of the gene arhgef19, whose product is annotated as Rho guanine nucleotide exchange factor (GEF) 19. Gene Ontology annotation, biological process: regulation of actin cytoskeleton organization; activation of GTPase activity. The transcript is spliced from 16 exons. Lineage: Eukaryota; Metazoa; Chordata; Actinopteri; Syngnathiformes; Syngnathidae. The coding region runs from base 249 to 3131 and encodes 960 amino acids. Gene Ontology annotation, molecular function: protein binding; guanyl-nucleotide exchange factor activity. The record is from RefSeq and is a predicted model, not a curated record.